Molecule: messenger RNA, 1083 nt
Organism: Brenthis ino (lesser marbled fritillary)
Lineage: Eukaryota; Metazoa; Arthropoda; Insecta; Lepidoptera; Nymphalidae
Source: the annotation of a GenBank genome assembly
AUGCAUACGUUAUUGGUUGCGGUAGUUGGUUUUUUCUUUUAUUUCAAUGUAUUCGCAUUUCUUGACGAGAAUGAUGCAUCUGUUGUUAAAUUUAAAGUAGAAUUCGAGAACAGUGAGCCCAAGCCCAAGUUGUCGGACACUCGUCGCCGACAUCACAGCGGCGAAAAGGCUCUUAGAAUAAGAAACGAUCAUCUUACUAACAUUUAUAAGCAAGCAUUGAGAAUACGUGGAGGAAAUACAACUGAUACAAAGAAUUAUCCUUAUAUCGCUGCUAUUAUCAUAAACGGCAGGCUGUGGUGUGCUGGCACUAUUGUAGACGUGAAUUGGGUCUUAACUGCUGCACACUGUCUAAAUUAUGUCCUGCAUGUCGCACCGAUGAAGACUUUAGGACAGUAUGUAAAAGUAAGGGUAGGCAGCGCACAUCCUCACGAGGGGGGGCUAUUAGUGGACGUGGCCGGCGCAGUGCGACAUCCCAAGUUUGAAGAAGAACCAGUUCCGCAUGCCGAUAUAGCUCUGUUGAAACUCGUUGAUAAUUUAGAGUUUCAACAACAUAUAAAUUUAAUUAAGAUUUACGAUGGCAUGAAGGAACCUUACGCGCAAAGUUUUGUUUCCGUUACCGGCUGGGGAGCUACACGCGGUUCGGACACGGCUUUUCGAGAUCAUACUCCGGACCUCAUGACUGCACGACUUAAAGUGCGCACGCGCAGCUAUUGUUCGGACGCGUAUCAGUUAGUUAAUGGAUUUCUAUUCACACCCGACUUCUUCUGUGCUUCAUUGAGAAAUGGAACAAGAGAUGCUUGUUUGUUCGACGCUGGCGCCCCCGCCGUGCAGCACAACCGCUUGAUGGGAGUUAUGAGCUUUGGGCCAGAGCGUUGCGGUCAUGAAUUCCAGCCCGCUGUCUUCAUUAAGGCUUUUUACUUUAGGGAUUUUGUUAAGCAUACAAUAUCAUCAUACAAAACGACAGCAGAACUAAUAGAAGCCAUGCAAGACAUAGACCCCGUCGUAAGGCCGCCAGUUCAUGUGCGCAAUGAGGAGUAUAUAGAAAAUCCAGAGGAAGUCACUGCGCCGGACACUAAACAUGAU